Molecule: messenger RNA, 1104 nt
Organism: Pleurotus ostreatus (oyster mushroom)
Lineage: Eukaryota; Fungi; Basidiomycota; Agaricomycetes; Agaricales; Pleurotaceae
Exons: 3
Coding region: 1-1104 (367 amino acids)
Biological process (GO): ubiquitin-dependent protein catabolic process; positive regulation of proteasomal ubiquitin-dependent protein catabolic process; protein polyubiquitination
Cellular component (GO): cytoplasm; ubiquitin ligase complex
Molecular function (GO): ubiquitin protein ligase activity; ubiquitin conjugating enzyme binding
Source: RefSeq, a predicted model, not a curated record
AUGGACCAAGAGUUCGACUUCCCCUUCGACGCGGAUGUUUUCGAAGACCUUGACCUCUACAUAGCCUACCAGCUGCAGCAGGAGCUGGACUUGUCGAAUAUCCACGACUCCCCGCCAGACCUAGAAGACGCUGACUUUGUAGGAGAUGAACAACCCCACUGGGUUGAUUCGGACUCAGAUGGAGGCGAUGGAGGCGGCGAAGACAAUAUCAAUCUUGCCAGGUUCGCUUACGACUCAGACGAAGAAGCCAACGAGGACGCAGACCGAUUCACUCACGAAGAGGAGGAGGAAGUGGACGACGAUGAGAGCGAUCAAUAUGGCCGCCUAACCCCUUACCCCUCCGAUGAUGAUUCUCCAUUGACUUUCAGCCCCGACCCAUCGGCCAGAAAUUCUCCUGAACCACUGGCACGCGGCAGCAAGGCUCAUCCCAUCUCCUUACCAUCCUCCGAGGAGUCCCUCUUGCAAAGUGCAGCCAAUCCAGAACUAUCUUCAAGUUGCCGAGUUUACCCCUCAUUCUCCUGUUCUAUAUGUUUGGAUGAUCAUCCUGAGGACGAUGUUGCACUCAUCCCCUCCUGCGAGCACUCUUUCUGCAGAGAUUGCUUGCGCUCCUACAUCACGAACAAAGUGUCUGAGCAUCGGUACCCUGUCUUCUGCCCCGUGUGCAUCACAAUCGCGGAUCAGCAAAGUCCUGGCAUCAUCGACGAGACCGUGAUAGAAGGUAUCUGGAUCCCAGAGAAAGAGUACCGUAUCUUUGAAGAGAUGCAGUUAUCCUCUCUGUCUAUUCUGCUUCACUGCAGACAAUGCGAACAAACGAUGAACGUUGCGAGGGAUGAAUACCAAGAGAACAAAGUUGUCAUAUGCCCGCUUCCUACAUGUACCUAUCGGUGGUGCACGGCGUGUCAGCAACCCGUCCCUCUAGGUGGUCCCGACCACGCCUGCGACACCGGUACUUCCACCAACUUGGACAAUAUGGUCCGCGAGAAUGGGUGGAAAUUCUGCCCUGGUAAAUAUCCUAUGCUCCCUACAUCCGGCUUCAUUUACCAACGAUUUCUUCAACAGGAUGUAGGGCCCCAAUUCAGAAAGAAUCGGGAUGCAACCAUAUGA